Molecule: messenger RNA, 952 nt
Organism: Thrips palmi
Lineage: Eukaryota; Metazoa; Arthropoda; Insecta; Thysanoptera; Thripidae
Exons: 5
Coding region: 74-844 (256 amino acids)
Source: RefSeq, a predicted model, not a curated record
GGUCAGCUGGUCGACGAAGAGUUAGGUUAUAGUUAUACACACCACCGGACAACUUGAAACUGUUUAUUUUGAUAUGGGAAAAAACAAGCACAAAAAAGCUCUCAAGAAAGCGGAAAAACAACGGCGAAAUAUGGAACUUGAACAACUUGAAAGAGCCAAAGCGCAAUUGCUAGAAGAAUUGCAAGAUGUUGAAGGGCGCCUCCGAAUCCCCGGGGAUGUUCAGAGUUUUGACCCUGAUGUACUCUCCUCCAUGAUAGGGUACACACUAUCAGAUUUUAAACUAAUUGUUAAAGAGGAUAAAAAAAUUUACUCUGCAUUCUGUUACCCUCUGUUAUUCCACAUGACAGUAACUUGUAAAGAAUAUACCGUUUUGGAUAUCAACCUUGUUUAUUUCAAAGACUCUCCACUUCAUGAGAUUAACACAUAUCUCUUGAGAUUUACUCGGGAACUCUGUCCUUCAAGAGUUCUGUUUAUAAUUCAGCAGUUUGAUCAGUUGUUUAAAUUUAGGGAAAAAGUAUUCACACAGCUGGAUGGCAGAUGUUUCUGGAGAACAGUGACACAAGAAUAUGAUAAUGAAUUGGGGCAUUCAGACACGGUAUGCAACAUUGAGGUUUACAAAAAGAAUUUUUUGGGAAAAGCUGCGGCUUGUAUUUUGGAGAUGCAAUGGCGAUUUUCCUGGAACAAGCCCUGUCAAAGCAUGGUUAAUCAGUUCAUCAUUAUGCAAGCUGUGCUGCAUCAAGAGAUAGAGACAUUCACAAACGCAUUACUUUGCACUGUAUUUUUUGCUGACGACAGCUUGAUGAAAAUCUGGUGCAAUUUCAAUGAGUGGGUUUCUUGUGGGUAGCUUGUGGUGUGUCAAAUUUUGUAAGAUAUGGUGACCAAAGGGGUUAACCAAACACAAUUUGUGAUAAUGUAAAUUAAUUAAAUUUAUUAAUUUACCAUUGAAACGGUA